UCUGUUUAGUCUUUCAAAAACCUUUCUAUAAUGACAAACUUUAAUUUCUUCUCGUCGUUUUUUAUUUUCGUAGACUUCAUUUUUCAAGGGACAACUGCUGAUGAUGGUUACUAUUGGAAGGAGUAUACCGGAGACAUACCUCCGGAUGCCCUCCCCGGAGGCAAGGAUUCCAACGAUGAAGACCUAUUUAUAGGCCAAGCUUACUUCCACAACGAUGGCCUCUACGUGGUUCAAAUUUGUCCCGGAACAAUGACCGUUAGUGCUGGUUGGUGGGGUGUUAAAAAAGCAACCAAUGAUAUUAAAAUUUUGUGUACCCAAAAACCGGAAAAUUUUGAAUGGGUGCCCUCCACGUAUACAACUUUUGAUGAAGUCUUAACUAAAAAAAAUCCGGUCCCUGGAGGUUACGAUUUCAUUAACAACGACGGUAUCAUGCACAUUGGGCGAAUCAGGUAUCAAGAAUUCGUGAAAAUUGGUGGAAUUUGGUCGGCGAAGAAAGACAAAUCUUGGCUUUACUUUGAUUAUUAUAACACUUUGAAAAAAAUAGGGCUGUAUGAAGGUUUAGUUUAUAAUGAGAAAUGAAAAUAACGUUUCAUGUUUCCUGUUCUUUGUCAUUAAAAAUUUGUAACGUAUAAAUGAAUCACGCGAG
Molecule: messenger RNA, 646 nt
Organism: Tribolium madens (black flour beetle)
Lineage: Eukaryota; Metazoa; Arthropoda; Insecta; Coleoptera; Tenebrionidae
Exons: 3
Coding region: 31-579 (182 amino acids)
Source: RefSeq, a predicted model, not a curated record